Chara braunii is the source of this 3691-nucleotide messenger RNA. Lineage: Eukaryota; Viridiplantae; Streptophyta; Charophyceae; Charales; Characeae. The record is from the annotation of a GenBank genome assembly.
UCGGAACACACAUCUGCAGUGGUCACGUGCGAGGGCGGUUGCAGAGGUGAAUUUCAUGGCUGACGUGCGGAGGAGAUUGCCUCUGCUGGUACUCGCUAUCGUCGUCUUCCUGAUUGUCGUCUUCCUCUACGUGUGUUUUUCGUGGCGGCCGUGGAAACAACAACGCAAGAGGAGGGCUUCGACGAGACGGGCGGCAGGCGAACGUCUAAUGGCGGGCAUGCAGGCACGACCGGCUGCUGCCGCACGUCAGGGAGGAGUUCGAUCUUCUACGGCGGAGCCUCGACGGCGGUACGACCCGUCCAUGUACACCCAUCUGGAGUCGUGGGACACGCCAUUGCCCCCGUCGGACGAGGAGCCGGAGAAGGAAGAACUUUCGACGUUGCCUCUCGCUAGCGGCUCGACUCAGUUGUGGUCGCAGACGGUGCGAGCAGGCGGGUCGGCUCCCGACGAAGGGGGCGAGUUCACGUCAUUGCUCCAUCAAGGCUUGCGGGAUGACGACGGCGGAGGAGUUGAUCUGAGGUUCGAGUUGUGUUCUGGCGGCGACAGGGAGGCGAGUCGUACGUUCAUCAUCGACGGAGAUCGUUCGGCACGUGGCGUUGAGCAUGGUGGAAGUUUGCAUACGGAGCAGUCCACACUUCGUCGCGCUGCACCCGUGAUUGGCACGGUCGGGCCAUCGCCAGCGGGACGGCAGCAUGGAUCGACUGCUCCGUCCGUCAAUCGAUUGACACCGACCUGGCCCGCACCCCUCGGGGUGGCAGCAGGGCCCCUGCGCAUGGGCGGUGCACGUUCGUUGAUGCCUGCGUGCACAACACCGGUCGAAUCCGGAGUGAGGGACGAGGGAACGUGCAGAGCGCCGGUACAUCUACGACCCACUGUGGAGAACAUAACACGUGGAGUGUCGAACAUGCGGGCACACAGCGAUGGAGGCGAAGACGACGUUGGCUUCGGUGAUGACGCAGACGAAGGGAUGAGGGAAGACGUGGAAGCGGGGGACGACGACGACGACGUUCCAAUUCGACCUUUGGGGAAGACGACUGGGAGCGGGAAAGGACGCGGCAGAGGUGGUGUCCGUGGUCGAUCCGUUGGCCGUGGAGGCAGAGGUGGCGUAAGUGACGACGCCGGGAAGUCUCCGACGUACUGGUUUGCAGAAGACCAAAUGCUCCUGGUGCGAUGCAAGCGGGAGCAAGAUAUGCACCUCGUCGGCUUGUCUCACAAUUACGGGCGGAUGAAGACGAAAGAGUGGAAGCUGACGAACAAAGAGAGGAAGGAGCACAACUUCAAGUUCCAAAUGGACAGGGCGUUGUACAACGAGAUCCACGCAGGCAUGGUGGGGAACCACACGAUUUUCCCUCCCAACGUUGCCGACACCGGCAGUCCGGAUGGGGUGCAGCUGCCCAGGCGAGGAGCGGGUGGCGGGGAGUCUGUUUGUAGUGAGGCGGCCGGUGAAGGCUGCCCUGACGAGCGUUCUUCUGCGAGGGAGUCCGACAGCAACGUAGACAGCGAGGCGGGAGGCGGGAAGCGAAAGAACGCGCGUGAGCAGGCAUUCGAGUCCAUCUCUGAUGUCAUGGAACGCCAUGGCGCACUGAUGUCGUCGACGAUCGAAUCGUCUAGCAAGGGGCAAUGCAGCAUCUUCACGAGGCAAUGCGACAUAUUGGAGCAGGAAGUUGCCGUCCAAAAAGCGCACUAUGCGGCGUCCGAUGAGAUGCAGAGGAUGAUGUGCCAAGCACUGUUGGAGAUCGCUGCCGCCAUCCGUGGUCGGUCGGCCAUCCGAGCGCUACACCGAGAUCGCUUGUGGGGGUCCCCAGCAAGCAUGUCUGCUCGAUUGAACGCCCGUGGCAAGAAGCGCGAUGUCGCGUUUGAUGAAACCCAAGCCCAGGGGAAAGGUCGUCGGCACGUCCCGAAGGCGAAGAGGCCACGUUUGGAUGAUGCGUCAGCAAGCGUGCCGCAUUGUGGUGCGCGAGGUGGGUCGCAGUCGGCGGAAGAGGACAACGACGAUGAUUUCAUGACGGAGGACGAUCAAGGCGAGGCGACGGCAUCUGCAGGACGGGAGAGUGUCAGGCAGCGUACUCCGGAUCAGAGCGCUUCGAAGAGGAUGUCAACCCCUCCGCCGGAGGCAGUAGCUGCUGCGACACAAGCGACCACAGCGGCGGUGUCGACGGCUCGCGCUGCGGACGACGAAAGGCCGAUCACAGGUGCACUGCCCUGCACGCCGUCUCAGCCGCGUCAGCGCAACGACAGUGGUGACGGUGCGUCUUGCCAACGAGGUGGUGGUGGGGGAGUCGUGGCAGACGUGCAUGCAGCAGGAGGGGAGGCGGCAGGUGGCGCGGGUGUGGCUGUUGCAAGUGUUGUCCCUCCUGUUCCGGCGGCGAGAGAGGAGGCUGCAGUUCCGGCGACGGUGAGAGAGGAGGGUCGUGGACAGAACACGAACCAACGCGAUGGCGGCGAGGCCGCUUCAAGCCGGGCACGCAGGGGAGUAGUGAUGAAUGAACUUAUCGACCGUGCGCUUCUUUGGGUGGAUGACAAAUGUUUCUGGACAACGGGUGAAGGACGCAGACUUUACAACAUCGUCCACGAAACCAAAGAGUACUUCGUCGCCAUCGCCAGCAGGCUUCCGCCAGCUCAACUUCCGCGGAGCGUUGUCGUUCCCAAAUCCAGCACGAGGGUGGCCAGGAUCGCAGACCAAUCACAGCUCCAGCAGGCGAUCUCCCGUGCGGCGGCGGUGGAGAAUAUAGCUCUGCGCAUCUUGCACGGCUGGGUUUCAACCAUGGACAUUGCACGUGCAAUGUGGUACGGCGAGGAGUGGCGCAACGUCGUCAACGCGCCGAUCUGCGCCCACACGAUAGAUCUUAACAUGGACCUUCCACUGUGGUACGCCGACGCGAAUAUCGAGGACAGACCUGAGGACGACGACAUGGCUGCAUACCAGGAGUCCACCGUCAUCAGCAUCGCGCAUUCGUUCCGCGCGGCGGUGCAAAUGGGCGCUCACAUCGAUGGCGAUUUCAUCUCCUACGAGCGUCUAUGUCGGGCGGCCGACUGCUUCAGGCUGUUGCUGGCGGCGUCCAUGUGGAUUAUGCGCAUGGCGGGAGACGAUCCGCGCAGUGACUACGAAGCGUUUUACUUCGCGGAUCUCAUCGCUAGGCCGACACUAAUCGCCUCCAUGCAUAGGUCCUUCGAUCAUCAACGAUCCGUCGUCCGCGCCGCGAACGUCGUCACGGAGCGGCUUGGGAAGGAGAAAGUCACGCUCGUAGUGUACCCCGACUACAUCCCUGAUUGGGCACCAUGCGGCAUCGGAUUUGCGCACGACGCGACCAUCAAGGGGCCGGAGGAUGCGAAGAGGCUGGAUUGGUUGGGUUCGGGCCCCGCCGAUGAUAACAUCAAAGGCGAAGGAAAAGACGACACAUAAGGCAGGCUGGUAUGCGGGGGGAGAGCGGGGAGACAACGCUUCUAAGAACGAAGGCGCAUAUGUCGUGCGUGUCAUGCAGUGUCCUUGUCUGCGUUUCACUUGUUCUUGUUCUUCGUAUUGGCUUCACGACAUGCAAUAGACAUGUGAUGAUCACGGAUUGAGAGAAUGCAUGACGGGAUCGUAUAGAAGCUUGUUGUACAUGUCAUCCCACCUGAACAACACACGAAAUUGGUCAUGGAAACUGAAAUGAAGAUAUGCACCAAAAAACGAUAAAGAUAAUCAACAUUU